Molecule: messenger RNA, 1773 nt
Organism: Paramecium tetraurelia
Lineage: Eukaryota; Ciliophora; Oligohymenophorea; Peniculida; Parameciidae
Exons: 3
Molecular function (GO): protein binding
Source: RefSeq, a predicted model, not a curated record
AUGAAAUACGAUUAUAAAUUUUUAAAGAAUGAAUCCUAAGAAUAAUUACUUCCCUAUAUUUAAACUAAUACAAAAACAACGCAACUAGAUCACAAAGAAAUUAAAUAGAAAAUAAAGAUGUAAGUAAAUUUGAAGAAAUAUCCCACUCCAAGAUCUCUGUCUUAAAGGGUAUACUAUUGGACAAAGGAUGAAACUUCGAUACCAGUUAUUCAAAAAAAUAAUGACUCUAGUUCAAUUAUUGAACAUUCAUCAGAAUAUUUUAUGAGACAAGGAGAUUGGAAGGAAGACAUCCACAGCCCUAUUAAAACAACAGUAGAUUUAAGUUCCAGUAAAUAAUCUCCACCUAAAUUCUCAAACAUUAAAAUACCUAAAUUAUAAAUUGCAAAAAAGAAAGAAAAAAUUGAAUAUUACGGAGACGUAGUUACUAAUAGGUCCAAUUCGUCAAGUCAAAAAUUAGACUUAAAGGCUGAUUAUUUUUAUAAUAUUAUUAACCCUUUGAAGAAAGAAACUAAACCAGAUAGAAAUGUCAAAUAGGAAUGUUUUAAUCAAGCAUUUCAUAUAUUAGAAGAAAUUAUUCCUGCAUCUAUUAUAGCUAAAUAAAAUCAUGGAUUAGUAUAAUAGUCAUUAUCAGAAAGCGAAAUUAAAUUAGAGAAGAAAAAAAAUAAUGCAUCUUUGGCAAAAAGGCAAAAAGCAAGACCAUGCAUCUCUGAUUAACCUCAGCCUAAUAGUCAUCCAGAACCGCUAGCUCAUAUUUAAACUCAGAUUUUAACUUUGUCCAAAACUGAAACAUAGCCUCAACCUUAACCCCGUACAUAACCCUAGACUCAACCAUUACCCUUGUCCGAUCAACCACAACCUCAAUCCCUACCUCAACCAAGACUUCAACCAAUAACUCAACCACAGCCAUAACCAUAACCCUAACCUUAGACUUAAGCCUAGCCACAGAAUCAACCUCAGAACUAUAAAAAAGGAUAAAGACUAAAGACUUGUGUAAUGUCAUAUGUUAGAAGAUUAAAAAGAUGCAAACUAACCCAUGCUUAAGUUAUAAGAGAUCAUGUAUUUAGUGCACAUCCAUACUCAAAGGAUCAUUCUAUUGAAUUUUUCUAAGCAAUUAAAGAUAAUCAAGAGCCUAUCGUCACUAGAUUAUUACAAAAAGUUCCAUAUUUGGUUUACGAUUUUGAUAAUGCUCAUAUGACUGGUUUACAUUGGGCAGCAAAAAGGGGAUUUCCAAACUUAGUAAAAAUUUUAAUCUAGCAUAAUGCUGAUGUUGAUGCUAAGGAUAUUGUCUAUAGAACUCCUUUAUAUAUAGCCACAGAUUAUGCGCAUGGCAAAGCUUCUGCAAAGUAUAUAGAAAUUAUUUAAAUAUUGUUAUAUAAUUAAGCCUAUCCAUGGUCUUACGAUCACAUACAAUAUUCAUCAGUUAUAAGAGAUGAUAAGAAAGUCAAAGAAUUAUUUGCUGUAAGUAGAAAAAUACAUUUAAUAAUCUUGAUAACUUCCCCUCAAUUAAAAGAUCAAAUUUGGAAUAAAGAAGUACCUGCAAUGAAUGCAAUAAAAAAUGUGAGCACAUAAGAAGAAAAAUAGAGCUCAAACACAAAUGAAAUCCUCAAAGGUAAUCCGCAUAUGGAUCCUAGAUUAAGAUAGUUUUAUACAUAAAAAUUAGUUCACCUUAAACGUAAGAUUGGAAAUUAGGCUUACUAGGAGAUUGAGAAAUAAAUUUAAAAUGAACAAGGAAUUUUCGAAUAUGUUAGAAAGCAACCAUUUCAAGCAAGCUGA